AUGAACAUUGAAAAUAAACCUCAAAUUAUUGAACAUAUAAAUUAUUGUCUUGAUAAUACUAUAUACGAUCUGAAAUGGGUACACGGCAAAUGUAACAUUAUUGCCGUAGGAGAAAUGCUUGAUAAAAAAGGAUAUAUACAUAUAUAUAAUUUGAAUAAAGGAAAUUUUACAUGUAUAUCUAAAACUAAUCUUGAUAAAGGUGUUAAAACCAUAGCUCCUUUUUUCACUUCAACUGGAACAUAUACAAUAGCAUGUGGUUCCUUUGAUGGAAACAUACUUCUUUAUGAUAUAAAUAACAUGUCUGAAGAAUACUACAAAAUAAAAAAGCACACUAAAUUAAUAAACAAAAUAGAUUGUAAGAAUUACAAAAAUAAUAAUAUUAUAGUAAGUGCUAGUAGGGAUGGUUCAGUCAAAAUUUUCGACAUAAGAACCAAACAAGAGGUAGUCAGUUUGGAACCACCCAAAAAUUCUUCUUACAUUCCUGAUUGUUGGUGCGUGGAAACAGGAAAUAAUUAUGUAGAACAUAAUGCUUAUUCUAAUAUGAAUGAAGAAAAUUUAAAUAUAUGUGCUGGGUAUGAUAAUGGGGAUAUUAAAUUUUUUGAUUUAAGAACAAUGAGAUUAGAACAUGAAGUCAAUGUAAACAAUGGUGUUUGUGCUGUUAAUUAUGAUAGAAAAGAUACAAAAAAGAAUAAAUUAAUUUGCUCAACUCUCGAGGGGAAUAUUUAUAUAUUUAACUUGGAUGUAUAUAAUGAUGUCUCUGGAUAUUCAUAUAGCAAAGACAAAAUAAUAUCAGGUACAUGUUGGGGAACACCUUUUUUGCCUCAAAAUCGUGACAUUUUUGCUACCUUGGGAGGAGAUGGAAAUCUAGGUGUGUAUAAAUAUGUAUAUCCGGAAAAAAAUUCUAUUUUUGAUGAAAAAAUAGGAUGUAAAAAAGGAAUAGUGGGAGAAUUAAAUAAGUUAAAUGAUCUGAAUGUAUCUACACAACCAAUAAUUUCUUUUGAUUGGUGUAAAGACAAACUAGGUCUUUGUGUCAUGGCUUCACUAGACCAGACCAUUAAAAUAUAUAUUAUUACUAAAUUGAAUUUAUAUUAA
This is a messenger RNA of Plasmodium adleri (nom. inval.), 1092 nucleotides long. Its product is annotated as G-beta repeat protein, putative. The record is from RefSeq and is a predicted model, not a curated record. The coding region runs from base 1 to 1092 and encodes 363 amino acids. Gene Ontology annotation, molecular function: ubiquitin binding. The transcript is spliced from 7 exons. Lineage: Eukaryota; Apicomplexa; Aconoidasida; Haemosporida; Plasmodiidae.